Messenger RNA from Cynoglossus semilaevis (tongue sole), 2445 nucleotides. RefSeq names its product RAB11a, member RAS oncogene family (gene rab11a). The record is from RefSeq and is a predicted model, not a curated record. Bases 138 to 785 code for a protein of 215 amino acids. Gene Ontology annotation, molecular function: GTPase activity; GTP binding. Lineage: Eukaryota; Metazoa; Chordata; Actinopteri; Pleuronectiformes; Cynoglossidae. The transcript has 5 exons.
CUCGACUGAAGAUGAAGAAGAAAGUGCGGAAGUAGGUGUUCCAAGCUGAUCACCGUUGGAGGAGGAAAGCUCGGCGGAUUCUCUUCUUCCUAUUUUAAACCAAUCAACGCUCGGACGGACAUCUGUCCACGUAGAAGAUGGGCACCAGGGAUGACGAGUAUGAUUAUUUGUUCAAAGUCGUCCUCAUUGGAGACUCAGGCGUGGGGAAGAGUAAUCUGCUGUCCCGCUUCACCCGCAAUGAGUUCAACCUGGAGAGCAAGAGCACCAUUGGAGUGGAGUUUGCCACACGCAGCAUCCAAGUGGACGGCAAAACAGUGAAGGCCCAGAUCUGGGACACGGCCGGACAGGAGCGCUACCGUGCCAUCACAUCAGCGUACUACCGUGGGGCAGUGGGGGCGCUGCUGGUCUACGACAUCGCCAAGCAUCUGACCUACGAGAAUGUGGAGCGCUGGCUGAAGGAGCUUAGGGACCACGCCGACAGCAACAUUGUCAUCAUGCUGGUGGGCAACAAGAGCGACCUGCGUCACCUGAGAGCCGUUCCCACUGAUGAGGCCCGGGCCUUCGCAGAGAAAAAUGGUUUGUCUUUUCUGGAGACGUCAGCGCUGGACUCCACCAACGUAGAGACAGCCUUCCAAUCCAUUCUGACAGAGAUCUACCGCAUCGUCUCUCAGAAGCAGAUGUCGGAGCGUCAGGAGAGCGACAUGUCUCCCAGCAACAACGUGGUCAACAUCCAGGUGCAGCCCACUGAGAACAAACCAAAGAUGCAGUGCUGUCAGAACAUCUAGCUCCGCCCACAGCCAGUGUGCUGCUACACCCUCUUACUUCCCCCUCUGUCCGCCACCCCUUCACCCUCCCACCCCACCCUCACCCCCACCUGUCGCCUCAGAGACAUGUACAGUGCAGCGAGGGAGGGACAGGCCACGCCCUCUCAGGGCUGUGACUCCGUCUCUGCCCCUUACUGCACCUCCCUCUUUUGUCCUCCUCUCUCAUCACCCUGCCCUCCUCCCCUCCACACCCCCGACUGCCCCCGUGCUAGGUUGAAAAUGUAUCCAAGUAUAAGAAGAAGUUCCUCCCCCCAGCAGGACAGCAGGCAGCAAGCAUUUCAUAACAUGUUGAAUUUCAUUAGUGUAGACGCGCUAACACACAAAUGUCUUAAUUUAUGGACGGGAUGAGUUCCUCUUCCUCCUCCUCCUCUUUCACCUCCCCGACCCCCUCCUCCCCCUUCUUGCUCCUUCAUCUGUUUGUAUGAUAUCCAUUGACUGCAGCUGUAAAUGAAUUUGAAGCACAUCACUGAUGCUGUAGGUUUUGUUCCUGUGUAUCCUGUCAUGGUAGAGCCUCCUUAUCUUCUUCCUCUUCAGCCUCCUCCUCCUCCUCCUCUUCUUUAGUGCAAUGUACUGUUGGAUUCUCAGAGCCCAAGAUGAAAGAGCGCCUCCACUCUGCUGUGGUGAUAUUCGAUAUAACAGCUGUGAAUGUUAAUGUUUAUCAGUUUGGUGAGACUCCAGGUAGAAAAACUUCCACUUUCAGUUUUUCACUUCGACUAUGCACAGAUCGGCUGCUUGGAAUUUUCUCCUCUUGAUAUCAAAGUGAGAAACAGCAGUGUCCUGGUCUGACGUCCCAUCAUAACCAAUAAUGACUAUCGGUAAUCUGCUGUUACCAAGCUGACCUCUGCAUUGAAGCCACAGACAACAUGGAGGCCUCACUGAGGGAAGCAGGAAAUGGAUGAAGCUGAACUUUUAACACACUUUUAGUCUCAGAUAAUCCAGAUUCAGAAAUUUUAAAGACGGUUCUUGGAAGAAAAAAAACCCAAAACCAUUCGUCAACGUCAGCCUCCCCUUAAAUUCUCAUGUGGGAAAAGACAUGAGACUGAGCCUUGUUCUGGUCAUAGUGCCUCUUCCACCUCUGUCAGCAAACACGCCUUGUCUUUGACCCUUGACCUCGUCUUUAACCACUCAGCAGUGACCCGUCUGCUGCUGGAGGUCGAACACCCGCCUCACUAAAAACCACCCACCAACUGAACCUUUGAGCUUUGCUCUGUAGAAGAAGCAGGAAGCAGCUGCGUGUAUGUGUGCAUGUGUGUGCGAGCGCUAGUGUGUGUGUCUGUGUGUAUGUGUCAAGGCUUACGGCAGAGUGUUUGAGCCUGGCUGGCAGUGCCAAUGGCGUUUCAUGUAACAGACGGCGCUGCCAGCCGAGCCCGUCCAGACUCGCCUUCCUCGCUCCUCGACUGUUCUUUUUUUUAAGUGUUUUUUUAUUUACUUUAUUCCAACAGUGACUGUAAUUGUAGUGUGAACAAGUGUGAAACCAUGUUAGUGAAUCUGGAGGCUUUCAUGUGAGUGUGGUCAUAUAUACGACGGCUUUGUUUUGUACAGACUGAGAAAUUGUACAAUUUAUGUCUAUAUCUUAAGUUAUCUGUUCAUCUGAUUAAAGCGCACCAGUAAUAAACCUUUA